AUGUCAACAGCAAACGAGGAUCAUCUGCUUGAGAUUCUGGAUGCACACGGGCAAGAGUUUCUCAAGGUCCAGAGCUCUCCCCACGCCCCCCAAAAGCUUGCAAAGCUCGAAUCACCUUCAGACUCUGACUCGGAUGAAGAGGAAUGGGGCGGCAUCCAAGCUGCAGACGACUUCGAACAGGAUGACGAUGAAUUCACUUCCGACCUGCCGCAAAAUGUGGUCCAUUUCGCGGGUCCAAGUACCACUAAAUCAAACCAGAGUUUCUCCGCUGCGCAGAAAAAGGCUUUUUUAUCGUCAAAAGUAUCCAAGCUCAGCGACUUCUCUUCUCAGCCAGGGCGAACUUCUACCCAAGUUGAUGAUGAAGAAGAGCGGACGAAUGCCCAGAACGACGCUCUUCUUCACCGCCUCGUCCACACAAAAUUGCUUUCUGGCUCAUUGAAUGAAGAACUGGAUUUAACCUCUGCGCAACGGAAAAAAGCGCUUGCCGGUCGCGUUAUGGAACUGGCAGGAGGCGCAAGGCUAGGCAAGGGAGAAAAACGGGUCAGAGAAGGUGAAAGGAAUAAAGCCUCGAAACAUGUAAGGGAGGGCCUAGUGAGGAAACAGAAGGAACGUCAAGCCAAACACCUUGAAGAGGCCAAAAAUAUGGGCAACUACCAUCCCACAAUCAAAAAGUUAUUCGAAGAUACGAAGAGUACAACGAAACGUCGAGAAAGGGGAAUGGGGAUGGGAGUUGGAAGGUUCAGUGGGGGAAUGCUCAAGCUCGGCAAAGACGACAUCAGUCGAGUUCAAAAUGGCGCGUUCAGUCAGGGAGGAAACAAAGGUGGCCGCAAACGGCGGUAG
Mycena indigotica is the source of this 840-nucleotide messenger RNA. RefSeq lists its product as uncharacterized. The record is from RefSeq and is a predicted model, not a curated record. Gene Ontology annotation, biological process: maturation of SSU-rRNA from tricistronic rRNA transcript (SSU-rRNA, 5.8S rRNA, LSU-rRNA). The transcript has 5 exons. Bases 1 to 840 code for a protein of 279 amino acids. Lineage: Eukaryota; Fungi; Basidiomycota; Agaricomycetes; Agaricales; Mycenaceae. Gene Ontology annotation, cellular component: nucleolus.